This is a messenger RNA of Drosophila kikkawai, 1063 nucleotides long. Lineage: Eukaryota; Metazoa; Arthropoda; Insecta; Diptera; Drosophilidae. The record is from RefSeq and is a predicted model, not a curated record.
CAACUAUCGAAAAAGCACCAUCCCUAGAGCAGCAAGAGAAGUCCGCGCGAAUUUGUGUGUUUUCGGGGCUUCCUCAUUUAUAUAUCAUUAUCUUUUCAGACGGCUGGCGACCGGAAUAGUGUAAAACACCAACUAUUUUAACUUUACACAUUUCUUACCAACAGCUGAUCCGAAUCUAUUGUUUAAAUAAAGUUUAACUUGUUCUAAUGAAUUCCACUCAAAGUCCGGUGUACCACACAUCCGUUGAACAAAAGCGGCAUGCUCAGGAUGUGGCCAGGAGGCAAAGGAUGGGCAAGCAAAUGCCAAAACUGCGCGAAAUGCUGCGAGAGAAGUACCGCAAGCGCAUUGUUGAAACCCGCAAGAAGUGCACUGACUCCAAUCGUGAAAUACAAUUGUCAGAACUCAGGGAAAUUCUUCGCCAGGAACUCACUGAGUUGGAGCACGACUUGGAUCUGGAGCAACUAAUCCUGGACGAGCUGCUCUCUGAUGUGAACGAGUGGUACGCCCUGGGAGAACAGAACCUGGAAACGCUCUACGUUGAGCCAGAUGAUCAGCCAAAGGAGGUUCUGUGCCCCGUUUGCCAGAUGAAGCCCUUGCAGCGUCAGAAGAAGGGUUACCUCUGCGAGUGUGGCGUCAAGUUUGAACACUCGGCUGACAUGGAACAGCUCCAGAGUUUGCUGCACCAGCAGAUAGUCAGCCACGAGGUAAAGUGCACUCAGGCACUGCGCUUCUUUAUUGAACCCUCUUCGGGGCACCUGUACAACAUGUGUGGCAGCUGUGACUACUUCUCCUCUGUUUAGUUUCUUGUCUUAGUGUUCCUUUCGCUGGCUGCGUCCAGCAUAGAAUAUACGUGAUAUUUGAGCUAGCAAGUAAGUUUAUGUUAUCUACAAUUGACUUAAUAUACUAAUCAAUGUUUGUUAUUAACAAUAAUUACCUACAUACGUACAUAGAUAUAAAGUAACAAUAUUCUAAGCUGAAGAAUUUAUCCUUUACAUUUAUUUUCGAUGUUUUUUGUAUAUUUAAUUCUUAAAUUUAAAUUAAAAUUGAUUAGUAAGUCCAGUAA